Penicillium malachiteum is the source of this 1320-nucleotide messenger RNA. RefSeq names its product retrograde cargo receptor ERV46. Gene Ontology annotation, cellular component: endoplasmic reticulum membrane; endoplasmic reticulum; Golgi membrane. The coding region runs from base 1 to 1320 and encodes 439 amino acids. The transcript has 3 exons. Gene Ontology annotation, biological process: retrograde vesicle-mediated transport, Golgi to endoplasmic reticulum; endoplasmic reticulum to Golgi vesicle-mediated transport. Lineage: Eukaryota; Fungi; Ascomycota; Eurotiomycetes; Eurotiales; Aspergillaceae. The record is from RefSeq and is a predicted model, not a curated record.
AUGCCCGCAAAGUCGCGAUUCACGAGGCUAGACGCCUUCGCCAAAACCGUCGAAGAUGCGCGUAUUCGCACCAACUCCGGUGGUAUCAUCACAAUCGCCUCAUUGCUUGUGGUCUUGUGGCUGGUCUGGGGAGAAUGGGCGGAUUACCGUCGAGUUGUGGUUGAGCCGGAGCUGAUUGUUGACAAGUCGAGAGGUGAGCGAAUGGAAAUUCAUUUGAAUAUGACAUUCCCCCGAUUGCCCUGUCAGCUUUUGACACUGGAUGUUAUGGAUGUGUCCGGUGAGCAACAGGUCGGUGUUGCGCAUGGUGUGAACAAGGUUCGUCUGGCAUCUGCCGCGGAGGGUGGAAAUGUCAUUGACGUCCAAUCCUUGGAUCUUCACUCCCCCGCCGACGCUGCCGCUCACUUGGACCCAAACUACUGUGGUGAAUGUUAUGGAGCCAUCGCACCAACCAAUGCGAUCAAGGAGGGCUGCUGUAACACUUGCGACGAAGUGCGCGAGGCCUAUGCUCAGAAGUCAUGGGCUUUUGGUAUUGGCGAGAACGUGGAACAGUGUACCCGGGAAGGCUAUGGCGAGAAACUGCAGGCACAGCGCCGUGAGGGAUGCCGAAUUGAAGGUGUUCUGCGAGUCAACAAGGUGGUUGGUAACUUCCACAUUGCUCCUGGUCGCAGUUUCACAAACAUGAACAUGCAUGCUCACGAUCUCGAGAACUACUUCCUCGACAGUGCUUCAUCCCCCGAGAACAUGCAUACCAUGACCCAUGAGAUCCAUGAACUCCGAUUCGGUCCCCAGCUACCAGUUGAGCUCUCGGAGCGCUGGCAGUGGACUGAUGACCACCACAUCAACCCGCUCGACGGCACCUCCCAGAAGACUGAUGUGCCCGACUAUAACUUCAUGUACUUCUUGAAGAUUGUUUCGACUUCCUAUCUGCCCCUCGGCUGGGACCCGAGCUUCUCUUCUGCUAUCCACAGUGCCUAUGAUAAGGCACCUCUGGGCUCCCACGGUCUUGCUUAUGGCUCCCAGGGUAGCAUUGAGGCUCAUGAAUACUCCGUCACCUCGCACAAGCGUUCUCUUAAGGGCGGUAACGAUGCUGCCGAGGGCCACGAGGAGCGUACUCAUGCUGCCGGUGGUAUUCCUGGUGUUUUCUUCAACUACGAUAUUUCCCCAAUGAAGGUUAUCAACCGAGAGACUCGUCCCAAGACCUUUACCGGAUUUUUGACUGGUGUUUGUGCUAUUAUUGGUGGUACUCUGACCGUCGCUGCGGCUUUGGACCGUGGUUUGUAUGAGGGUGGUAUGCGUAUUAAGAAGAUUCACUCGAACUAG